AUGUCCUUCGCGCAGCCGCCCGGGCCAGCUUUUAACGCGCGCCGCGGCAGCAGCCUCCUGCUGCAGUCCUGCCGAGCAGGCGGCGGCCGCAGGCGCAGUGAGCCAGAAGCGCAGAGCUCCUGCCUGCCCAAGGGCCAGAGGCCGAGUGGCGAUCGAUCCCCGCCCGCGCAGAGGAAUUUCCCAGAGCCGGCCGCGGCCGCAAGCGUGGCGUCCUCGUCGGGGCGGCGCUUCCCGGCGGACGCCACGGCGAUCGCGGGCUGGCUGCCGGCGGCCCCCGGCGGCCGCGGGGACGACCUCUCGCUCGGCUUCAAUGCCGGCGCCGCCUCCGCGGGGCCCGGCGCGGGCUCGCUGGCGGCCGGGCUCUGGGGCCCCGCGGCCUCGCGCCAGGCCGCCGCGGCGCUCGGGUACGGGGCGGUAGGCGGCGCUGCCGGUGACGUCGGGAUGCUGGUCGUCGCGCCCGCGGGCUCGUUCCACCACCAGCGGGCUGGGGGAGCGUCGGCCGCCGACGACCCCGUGUUCCCGCUCAUCGCCGCGGCGCAGCGCACCCUCGUCGACGCCGACGCCGCCUCCGGGAAGCCGUCCGCCGCGGGCGCCAUCCAGUUCUGGCACCCGGAGCCGCAGGCGGGGGAUUUGGCGGCCGCGGACGGCUCCCGCGGCAAGAAGGCCCUCGCCAUGCUGGACCAGGGCCGCGGCGGGGCCGGCUCCGGGUCCGGCGCGGCGACGUGCCACGACUGCGGCAACCAGGCGAAGAAGGGGUGCGCGCACAGCCGCUGCCGCACCUGCUGCAACAGCCGCGGCUUCGACUGCGAGACCCACGUCAGGAGCACCUGGGUGCCCGCCGCCCGGCGCCGGGAGCGCCUGCAGCUCGCCGGCGCGUCCCCACCUCCCCCCGCGCCCGCCGCCGCCAAGAAACCACGCCUCGCGUGCCAGACCUCCACGAUGACCACCAACUCCCGCACCUCCACCUCCAACGCCACCACCCCUCGCAGCCUCGACACCUCCUCGAGCCACCAAGACGCGUCGUUCAAGGACAACCUGCCCCGGCAGGUGCGGGGGCCGGCGGUGUUCCGGUGCGUGCAGGUGACGUCCGUCGACGACGGCGGCGGCGAGGUCGCGUACCAGGCUGCGGUGACCAUCAACGGGCACCUGUUCAGGGGCCUCCUGUACGACCACGGCGCCGACACCGACGGCCGCGCCGCCGACGCCGUGCAGCUCGGCACCUCCGACCUCCACCUCGGCAGCGCCUCGGCCGCGGCCGCCAACCUGUGCAGCGGCGCCAGCGCCCCGCUCAUCCUCGGCGGCCUGGGCUACGGUAACACGCCAUGAACUGAUGGGAAGCAAGCAACAGCACACAGCAGCCAGGAUCGAGCAGCCAGCAAGGGUACCUUUACCUAGUCAAUGUUCUGCCCUUCGCUUUCUUUGUUUCAGCUCCCAGUCACUGCAAGCAGCAGUAGUAUACUGUAGCUCAGUUUCAUGUUACUGGCGAUGCUGCUGCCAUUGAACUCUUCGUGUCCGGAAGCUGGAAAGGGUAUAGUUCAGCACUCACAUCUUUCACCCUUUGCAAGAAAAACUGGGCACCCAAAGUCCCGAAGUCACAGCACAGGGGCGCCUGAUGCCGUUUGGGACAUCUGAAUUUCUUCA
Messenger RNA from Panicum virgatum (switchgrass), 1641 nucleotides. RefSeq names its product protein LATERAL ROOT PRIMORDIUM 1-like. The transcript is spliced from 3 exons. Gene Ontology annotation, molecular function: DNA-binding transcription factor activity; DNA binding. Bases 1 to 1326 code for a protein of 441 amino acids. Gene Ontology annotation, biological process: positive regulation of DNA-templated transcription. Lineage: Eukaryota; Viridiplantae; Streptophyta; Magnoliopsida; Poales; Poaceae. The record is from RefSeq and is a predicted model, not a curated record. Gene Ontology annotation, cellular component: nucleus.